AAUUAAUAAAACUGUGAACCCUUUAUUUCUCUCCUCUCAUCGUGUUUCACUCGCCUCUGAUCGAUUCAUUCAUUCUCAGAGAGAGACCUAUUUUGACAUUUAUUUUACCAUCAAAUCUCUCUACUUUUUUCCUCAGAUUGUCUCCUCUCCCGGACAUGAACCCUUGAAACGACAGCGUUUUGUAACCCAAAAACACCAGUCGACGCAUUUGGACCUUCCUUCGCUUUUCUUCUUCUUCCUCCGCUUCUCUUUUACCGAUUUCGAUUUCCCUCACAAUGCCAUAAGGGUUUUCAUUCUCUCUCUCCCUACAAAAUCUUAAUUUUUAACCCCAAAAAAAAAACAAACCCUAAUUUUAAUCUCUCUCUCUCUCGCGCUCUUUUGAUUUCCCGAUGGGUUCCUCCUCCGAAAUCGUCCCUGACCGAUCUCCUCACUCUCCCGCCCAAGAUGUAGCUCCCGUUAUUGAAACCACCCAAAUUCCCACGGAGGAGCCUUCCACGCUUAGGAGAACGCGUCCUUCACGUGCUUGUACUCUUAGGGCCCAGCAGCGGCUUCAGGAGCUACAGGCGGCUGAGAGAAAGCAUAAGCCUCCUAAGAAGGAGCAUAAACGGGAGCAGCAUCGACGUAGGGAAGAGGUGGCGGAGGAGGAGGAUGAGGAUGCGGAUGGCGAUCACCAGGAAGAUGAGGACGCUGGUGAUGAUGAGAAUAAUAAGCAGCAAUGUGCCGCUGGAGGAAGUUCUGGUAAAAUCGUUACUUCUCUUGUUCCUCCACCGGAACCUUCCCAGAUGCCGCGAUGGAAUCUUCGCUCCAUGUGGGAACUUGCUUCUGUGCUCAAUUUCUUGCAUGUAUUUCGACCGCUUUUGAAAAUCAAUGCCGAGUUUUCAGCCGAGGAGUUUGAAACGGCCCUGCUUUCUCCAAACGAUACUUUGAGUGAUAUUCAUAUUCCUCUCCUAAAGGCCAUUCCUCCUGUAACUCGAAUGGCCCUCACACGUGAUACCUGGGUCACUGUCUUGUGCCGAAAAAUAAGAGAUAGCUGGCAUUGGGUUGCAGAAGGGGACCUCCCUAUUGUUGCCUCGCAAGGGCGGGAGAUUGAAGUGUACAAGAAUCUUGAUCCAGCCAUUCGUGUGGUGAUUUUGAAAGCUUUAUGUGAUAUACGCGUUGAGCAAGAUGAUAUCAAGAGCUAUAUUGACAACUCUCUUAAAACUGGCGUGCAUCUGUCAGUUUUUCGCAAAGAUCGCGUUGGGGGUGAUUCACAUGGAGUUAAUUUUUGGUAUGAGGAUGAUCCCUUAAUUGGUCACCGCUUGUAUCGGGAAAUAAGGAAAGCAGAAGUGUUGAAGGUCAAAACAAAGGGUUCCAAGAUUCUUCCUAACAUAACAUACCAAUGGGAAACGGUUGCCACUAAUUUUGAUGAAUUCCAAGACGUUUCUGAAAAACUUCUUCAAAGUAAUAGUAGAAUUGAAGUUUCUCUAGGGAAGAAGUUAAUGAAAGAUAUGCUUCCUGAGAUAGAAAAAGAACACAAGAGAAAAGAAAAACUGCUGAAAAAGCAACACAGACAGGCUCUUCUCCUUGAUAACUUUUUGGUUGUUGACGGUCUUGGUGCUGGACGUUCUCUCCGUGAUAGGAAGCCAGUUAGAUACACUUUUGAUGAUUAUGAUAAGUCCAUAAAUGAAGCUAUCAAGAUAACAAAGAAGAAACAACCAUCACCAGAACCUCCUCUCCACAGAAGAGAAUCUGCCAGAUUGGACGCUCUUGCGAAUGGCAGAUCGACCAGUUCAACCCACCCUUCUGAGCCUGUAAACGAUACAGCAUCUGCGAGAUCUUCUGAUUUUGCUGAUUAUGAUGAUUUUGAUGAGCAGCGAGAUGAAUCUCUGGACAGAAGGCAAGACACAGUUAACAGGCGCAGACAACGACCCCAACGGUAUUCAGCUACAGACUUUGUUGAAACUGUUUCAGACAAUGAGGUAGAGUUUCAAAGUGACGACGACAUUUACGGUGAAGCAGUUUAUGAUGAAGAAUACCUGAGGAAGCGUAAACAGAAGAAGCUCUCGAGUGGUUCAGAAGGAGAUGAAGAGAAGGGAGAUGAGGAGUACAAAUGGGAUGAAGACAAUGCCGAGUAUGAGGAAGAGGAAGAAGAAGAAGAUGAAGAAGAGUCUCUAAGUGCAAGCGAAGAAGAUAGUGAUGAACCCCGGAAGGUUAAGAAAAUGCCACGAAGAGAAACUAAGCCGAGAUCAAGGUCAAAUGAUUUUCGGCCAGGCCUGAGACGUAGUAAAAGAGCCACAAGAAUCGAUUACCAACAGUAUGAGCUCUCAGAAUCUGACAAAGAAGCAACAGGAUUGGCGAAACGUAAGCGGUUGGUUGAGCCAGAUGAACAUUCUGAUGAAACAGGGAAUGGGGAAUUCACAAUGGGAAGUCAGGACUCUGAAGAAAAUGCAAAUGACCCAGAAACAAAGUCAGGUGAAGAAGUAGAAGAAGAAGAGCCUAGAGAGGUCAAUGACAAUGCAGAGACAGCAUAUGGUAAAGAGAAUAAUCAACUUAAGAAAUCAAACGGCACAAAAGACCAAGAAGAAGCUGAGGGUGUAGUAGGCAAAAGGCGUUACCUUGACUUAAACGAGCUUGCCCCUGUAUCUGGUUUUGACGAUGGUCCAAGUACAGUAUUGAAGGAUGAUGAUAAGACAGACCAUUCAUAAGCAAGACAGAGAGCCUAUCGUUGCCUCUUAAAGCACCCUCUGGUCAAUCACCAUUGUAUGAUAAGUAAGAUUUCACGAGUUAUUUCUGGCAUAAACCCCUUGCUGAGGAAAGUUAAAACGGUAAGAGACACUCCAUUGGCUUUUUCUUCAUUCAAGCAUAUCUGCCUUCUUGUUGUUGUUUUAAGUACUUCAGGCAAAUUCGGCUGAUAACUGAAGAGGUGAUUGUUGUGGAGGCCGAAGAGGUAUGUGUAGAUUAGGUUAGUCAUUUUUUUCUUACCAUGAAGAAAGAAACAAUGAAGAGGGUGAACCAGAUAUUCCUAAGAGCUGUUUAAUGUUUUUAUGGAAUUUAUCAUUAGUGUACAAGUAACUUUCUCUAACUUUUGUAUUGACCAUAAGAACACGUUUAAGGUCUCUAAGAUUUUGGUAAACGACGCAGCUUUGAGACUUGCUGAAUGUGAUUAUCAGAUUAUGGGUA
Molecule: messenger RNA, 3159 nt
Organism: Capsella rubella
Lineage: Eukaryota; Viridiplantae; Streptophyta; Magnoliopsida; Brassicales; Brassicaceae
Product: DDT domain-containing protein DDR4
Exons: 12
Coding region: 390-2684 (764 amino acids)
Biological process (GO): regulation of DNA-templated transcription
Cellular component (GO): RSF complex
Source: RefSeq, a predicted model, not a curated record